AUGGGCCAGGACGAUGGGAGUGAUGUCGCCAGUAUCAACUCCUCUCGUUCCUUACCGUCCACACUAAGUUCCUUGCCCACAUCUGAGGAUCAAGAGUCCUUCCAUUCAUGGCUUCAAGAAGAGCAUGCCAGACGGUACUCUGCUAUCAACGAUAACGACUCGCUUGGCAGACGCUCUUACGGCUCACGUCUGACUCGACAGUCUGGCAAAACAGGACAGUCAUUGGUUGGCGUUGAAGACUUUAGUAGGUUGCGAACUAACUACUCCAGAGAAGGUAAGAUGCUUCUAAGAUAUUCGCUUCCUCUUAUUGUGACCUUUGUGCUUGAGCAUUUCUUUUCCAUUGUGUGCUUGCUUGUAGUUGGCCAUUUGGGUAAGAACGAGCUUGCUGCCGUUUCAUUAGGCUCAAUGACUUCGACUAUAUCGUUAGCCAUCUUUGAAGGUAUCGCAACUGCUCUAGAUACUCUUUGUCCUCAGGCGUAUGGUGCUGGAAACUUAGAUAUGGUGUCGACCCAUGUCCAACGCUGCAUGAUGUUUUCCAUGCUUAUUUUCAUUCCUGUUGCACUCUUCUGGUGGAAUUCUCACUACUUGUUGAGGUAUGUAAUCCAGGAGCAACAGGUUUUGGAGCUCACUUCGCUUUUCCUCAGGAUAUUUAUCCUUGGUGGUCCUCCUUAUAUUUUCUUUGAAUGUUUUAAGCGCUUCUUGCAAGCGCAGGGCAUUUUUGAGGCGGGAACUGGUGUUUUAUUCGUCAGUGCCCCAAUUAACAUUGCACUUUCGUGGUUCCUCGUUUGGAACAAAACUUAUGGCAUUGGGUAUGCUGGCGCCCCCAUUGCCACCGUGAUUAACUUUUGGGUCAUGGAUAUUUUGCUUGUCUUAUACACUGUCUUCAUUGAUGGUAAACAGUGCUGGAACGGCUUCUGCUCGUUCAGUGACCUUUUUAGAAAAUGGGGUCAGUUGUCCCAUUUGGCAGUACCUGGUAUUGUCAUGUUAGAAUCUGAAUAUGUUGCAUAUGAGAUUAUGACGUUGUUUGCCUCGUACUUUGGAACAGUCGAGUUGGCUGCCCAGAGUGCUGUGGGUUCUAUUGCAUCUUUGACCUACAUGGUUCCUUUUGCUGUGAGUAUUGCUGCUUCUACUAGAAUUGCUAAUUUUAUUGGCGGUCAGAAUAUCUUUUCCGCCCAAAAAGCGACGAAUAUGAGUCUUGUGUUGGGUCUCUGCGUCGCAACUCUUAAUGGUCUUGUGCUCUGGAGCGCUAAGGGAUUUAUUGCAAGACUUUUUACAAAAGACGAUGAUGUUGUGGCACUUAUUGAGAGCUUACUCAAUCCCCUCGUUUCGGUCUUGCAAAUUUUCGAUGGUGCCGCCUCGGUUGCUAGCGGAGUGCUCAGAGCUCAAGGUCAGCAAAAGAUCGGAGGUGUUAUCAAUUUCCUUUCUUACUAUGCAUUUGGUUUGCCUUUAGCUCUUGUUCUCAGUGAGAUACUAGAUCUCAAGCUUUUCGGUUUGUGGAUAGGUAUUGGCAGUGGUAUGGUUCUUAUCAGUCUUAGUGAGACGAUCUUCAUUCUUUCUUCCGACUGGGAUGCCAUAAUGAUGAAGGCUGGACUCAUGAAUGAUUCCGAUUCUGACGUUAGUGUCUAA
Molecule: messenger RNA, 1626 nt
Organism: Candidozyma haemuli
Lineage: Eukaryota; Fungi; Ascomycota; Pichiomycetes; Serinales; Metschnikowiaceae
Exons: 1
Coding region: 1-1626 (541 amino acids)
Biological process (GO): xenobiotic detoxification by transmembrane export across the plasma membrane
Cellular component (GO): membrane
Molecular function (GO): xenobiotic transmembrane transporter activity; antiporter activity
Source: RefSeq, a predicted model, not a curated record